Molecule: messenger RNA, 3391 nt
Organism: Porites evermanni
Lineage: Eukaryota; Metazoa; Cnidaria; Anthozoa; Scleractinia; Poritidae
Source: the annotation of a GenBank genome assembly
AUGAGGGCGAAAUGGCGCCUGCUAGUCAUUACGGUUUUGGGCCGAAUGGUGAGUACUAUAACCUUCAAAUCUUCCAUUUUAAUGGUAGGAAGGACACACUGGUACAGAUUACUUUCUAUUCAGCUUUAGCUCCAUACUUUUAUAUGCAAAUUACUAGCGCGGCAUAAAUGAAGUAUGAAAAUAUAUGUACUGUAGUUUGUUGUGUAGAAAGUGUUUACAAUAGAUAGUCGAAUGAAGAUAAAAUAUUCAUAUUACUACUGCCUCUACGGCUAUUUCAUAUCUUUUCUGGUUAUGAAAGUCGUAUUGUAGCGACUUUUGGUAAAUUCGUAAAACUGGAUAGGAAAAUGUAGGCGGUCUAUAUGAACAGUGUUGUGACGGAAGUUAUAUCUUUAGCAAUGACUUAAUGAAGAAUUUAAAAUACGCUAGACAGGAAGUGGUGCAAUAGUGCUCGUGGGAUGAUUGCGUCAUCAAUUUUGGUCUGCAGUCAUUUCUAUUCUAACUCUACUACCCCCGCAGUAUAUAUUGGCAUAUGCGUGCUUGCGCUCGACGAUCUCUAAAAAACAUCAGAAAACUCGUACUCUUCCUGCCAGUUCCUCUUUCUCCAUUCUUUCUGUUGCCUUCUCUAUUGAGCCCAUUUUUUUCUAUUCUAUUCCAGUUUACUUUUCCUUCUCGCAACACUUGAGCAUGUCCUUCUUUCCUAUUCUUCCCAAUUUCAGUUUUUCGUUUUUACAAUCCAUCAGAGAAGGAGCUCAACAAGAGGGCGACAUUAGGGGACUGUCAACACCGCAACACCCCAGAAAAAAAAUAAGAAACAUUGCAUCACCCCAAAAACAGUUGACGAAACACCGACAACAUUAAUCUAACCCAUUUUAAAUAAACUCCAUAUAACUGAGGAAGGAGGAUCUCGGAGCUGGUUUUGAUUUAGUAGAGACUCAGACUGACCUCAAGAUUCUAAGAGCUCUAUUUCAGUCAUGCAGAUAAAAAUAAUGCAUGGUGGCGUGUUACGAACUUUCCAACGAUUAGUUUCGGAUCCGGAUUUUUCCCUCUUCAUAAAAGAGGGACACAGCCGGAUAUACAAUCUAUUGUAGGCUCAAUUGCCUCGAUGUUGCAGCCAUCAGGAGCCAUUGACAGCGCGCUUACAGGAUGAACUAACCAUUAAUAAAAAAAAAAAGUAUCAAGAGAGUUUUUACUGAAGCCUCAAUGUUCUUAAUGUUCCUCGUUUUAAUAAGUAACUACGGUCAAAUAAUAAACCACAACACCGCAAAGGGUCCGCAAGUUAUUUCGUUUCACCGUGAGUACCGUAGGUUUAAAAUGAGAAACACCGCACACCGUACGGUUUGAGAUCACCGCAACACCGCAAGAUGGGAUUUUAUUCUCGGCAAUACCGCAAAAUAUUAGCGACACCGCAAAUCCCCAUGCCCCCCUCCAACAACAUUCAGUCGUCCUUCAAUGCGUCUGUUCUUCACGCUCUUUGAAGCACCUUGAUGUCAGUGGCCACUUCACUGCGUUUACAACCAAACACUAAAAAAAGCGGGACCAGACAAAGAAAACGGCAGGAAAUUGUGUACGUCCUGUCUGAAUACCUGGAACAAGCUACCUUCAUGCCAACCUCGUUCCCAGGGUUCUGUCCUAUCCGCCCUACGGAGCAAGGAGAGAACCCUGGGAACGAGGUUGCCUUCAUGCCUGCAGCAAGGCUGGGGAAACAAUGUCUUCUACAACAAACUCUCCCACGUCUUAACUCAUUCACAUUUUCCGUCAAACUAUCCCGUUGUAAUGCUAGUCUUUGCACCCGCUGUUUCAGAUAUUUUUCAUUUCACUUUUUUACUCACAGGUAUGUUUAUCGGGAGAACCAUUUCCGUGCAAGGCAGGACAGAUCCACUGGAAACCCAACUCUACAUCAGGAGACCAGUACAAAUGUCUGGAAUGCCCUUAUUGCUUUAAGGGACAAGAGCCUUCUGUCCCGUGCGGCAGUUCUGUUCCAUACAAAACUCCAGUUGACUGUGUGGAAUGCCAAAGUGGUAAAACGUACUCAGACCGAGACGGCAAAGAACAUUGUAAAGCGUGUAGGAUGUGUUCCGGGAAAGCCAUAAAAAAGAACUGUACUGUUUCAUCAAACACUGAAUGUGAUGAUAAAUGCUUGCCCGGGUAUUAUGAGGAGCCAUUUAUCUUCGGAUGCCAUCCUUGCACAGACUGCUGUAACGAUGACAAAGAUGAAAUCGCAGAGGAAUGUGCAAAUUCGAAGAAGAAAUGUAAGGUUCGUUCAAUGCCUUGCAAAAGAGAAUCAACGCUGUCUUCAAAUGCAGGUACGGUUGGACAAUCGACAUUAACCGCCCUACAGACAAGUCAUAAACCCAGGAAACAAGUGUCUACAAUUCCACCUAGCUUGCCUGGGAACAGUCGUGUUGUUGAUGAUGGUGACAAACUAGCAAACUUUCAAAAAGACAACACUAAUGGUGAUGAUAAUACAGUAAUUAUUACUGUAUCAGCAGUGUUUGCAGUGCUAGGGGUGUUAAUUGCAAUUGUUAUAGUGCUGGUCCUCGUAUAUCAAGGACAAAUACCCGUAGAUACCGCCUUGUGUCGCUGUGAUAGACGUUCAAAUGAUGACGGUGAAAUGGAAGGCUAUCACUCUACAACUACGUCACAAGAGCAGCUUCAGCAAGGUAAAAAGUUUUUUUAAUACUUAAAAUUAUUAAAGUGAAACCUGUUUUAAGUCAACUGAUAUAACACAGUGGGAAAAAGGUCCCAAUUGUUAUAUCGACUGAGAAGUGCCCGCCAUAAUUCUUUUACGCAGUGGUAUUCAGUGACAUCAUAUGUUGAUGCAUUACUGAUACAAGAGGUAUAAAUACUGAAAUAAAUACGAACAACUGAGUGACUAUCAUUUCUCGCAAUCACCUCCAAGGAUAUAAGAGACAAAAUAUUUAAUGACAAAGAAAGGCGAGUAUUUUGCGUGAAUUCUAAUCAGGGGCGGGGUCAGCUGAAAUUAUGUUGCGGUGUUUUUUAGAAUAACUCCACAGCUUAAAACAACAUCAACAUACUAACCUGGUUAUAUUUUAUAGGGUGUAUGACACUUACCGAGUUGGAGAGUAAUAACCAGGACAUAUUUGACUGGGUGUGCUUGAUGCUUGAUAGUGGAAAACGAUGGUUCAGGUCGGAUUACGAACGUUUAGCUGCACAGUACAAGGAUAUUCCACUUGUUAUACGCAAUACCUUGAAAUCCGAGCUUCAAAGAGGAGAAAGUCCUUCAAGGUUGUUAAUGACUAAACUCCAAACAAUGAAUCCAAAUCUUCCUUUAUACGAUCUUGUCGGGAAGCUGAAAAAGAUGGGACGUAAUGACAUUGCCAGAAAACUAGCGCCUCAUGUGAAGAAAAAUGUUGAAAACCCACCUGCUUAG